Rhizophagus irregularis DAOM 181602=DAOM 197198 is the source of this 705-nucleotide messenger RNA. RefSeq lists its product as uncharacterized. The record is from RefSeq and is a predicted model, not a curated record. Lineage: Eukaryota; Fungi; Glomeromycota; Glomeromycetes; Glomerales; Glomeraceae.
AUGUCCUUUACUAAAGAUAAUAAUUCCAAUAUUGUAAUAGGAACUCUAGUAACACCAUCUGAAUUUGACAAUUUAAUUGAACUUGCUGGAGAAUUAUGGAAAGAAUGGGGUCAUGAACAAAAUUCCACAACAGAGUUGUACGUGCAAAUUGGAAGAUAUUGCUUAGGUAAAAAUCCAUAUAAUAGGCUAUAUUCUUCCAAAUAUGAUACAUCUCUCAAUUGCUGGUUGUUAAUAAAUGAUGGUAAAAAUCAACUUUCAAGAUUGGCAAUAAAACUUUUCAGCAUUACACCCCAUUCAGCUAGUUGUGAGCAAAUAUUUUCUUCUUUAGGAUGGUUCUUUAGAAAUUAUAUAAGUAAAACAUACGAAGAAGAAGAGUUACAUGACUUAUUAUUUGAAAUAAGCAGUAAAUUGGGAGAUACAGAAGAUGAUGUUUUUGAUGAAACUACUAUUAAUCAAGAUAUGGUACGAGCAAGAGAAUUAGAAUGUGUAAUUAAUUAUGAAUAUGAAUUAGAAAAUGAUGAUCUUACUAUUGAAAGAUCGGUAGACUUAAGUUCUUGGAUAAUCAUUGAAGUUAGUUCAACUCCCGUUUUAACAUAUAAAUCCGAUUCAAGUAAUGAUAAUGAUUGUGAAGAUUUUGAUCCCAAAGAAUUGGCCAAUAAAUAUAGAAUAAAUAUGAAGGAUAAUGAAAAUACUAAUGAGGAUUAG